Molecule: messenger RNA, 222 nt
Organism: Cooperia oncophora
Lineage: Eukaryota; Metazoa; Nematoda; Chromadorea; Rhabditida; Trichostrongylidae
Source: the annotation of a GenBank genome assembly
UUGAAUGACUAUUUCAGACUAUCCGCCACUUCCACUUUGUGCAACCUGAAAUUCCUUUCGCUAGGCGCUUGUCAGCUGGAUGAAGCAGAAUGUGUUUUGCCUGCUCUGAGGGGCAUGUGUUCGUUGGAAAGAUUCCUCUACUGCGAGAAUCCUCUAGUCGAAAAGACUAAGGAAUUGCAAGAGGAACUGCCAUCAAUUAGGUUGAUCCCUUACUAUCUGUGA